This is a messenger RNA of Portunus trituberculatus (swimming crab), 2634 nucleotides long. RefSeq names its product intraflagellar transport protein 46 homolog (gene IFT46). The record is from RefSeq and is a predicted model, not a curated record. Gene Ontology annotation, cellular component: intraciliary transport particle B; motile cilium; centrosome. The transcript is spliced from 10 exons. Gene Ontology annotation, biological process: intraciliary transport; cilium assembly. The coding region runs from base 365 to 1615 and encodes 416 amino acids. Lineage: Eukaryota; Metazoa; Arthropoda; Malacostraca; Decapoda; Portunidae.
GCUGCUGUCAACAAACAAACUACAGCAAGGAAUGUGCCUCAGUGCGCCUGUUCAGCGUACCACCAGCAGGAGGGCUUCCAGCGGGAGGCAGAACAGUCCUCAGACUGCCUUCAUAAGAACAGACAACACAACUGAGCAGACUGGGACAGGAGGGGCGCCGCACCGCAUCAUAUGAGCCGGGGAGUGUUGGCGCAGCAGCACUUGAGAGCUGUGACUACGAUGAAGUAACAGAAGUGUCUGUGCAUGAGGCAUCUGAGGGAGGAAUUUCUCUGCUGCACCAUUCCAGUGCUUCUCAGGACAUACCCGCCCUUCCAUUUCACCACCAGCUUUCUUUCUCUAGGACAUUUUUUACAUUGGUGGUUGAAUGACAACAUUACCACCCAAGGAAGGCCCUCCAGCAGUAAGUCCUGCAGCAGCACCAGAGAGCAGCCACUCCCAGUCAGCCAUAGUUACACCCACUGCCACUUCCAUGACGACAACUGAGGUAGAGAAGCUGGAGCCGAAGGAGGACCAGGCGGGUGAGGCCCUGCAAGAGCCUCCCUCAGCUAGCGAUGGUGAUGGUGGAGAAUUGUGGGGAGAAGUUGGGGAGGGAGGAGGAAACAUGAUCGGCCCUCAAGAGAAUGAGAAUAGUGAUUUCCAGCCAGGUCCUUCUCAUGCUCCUCCUCCUCCCCACCUUGCUCCCUCCUCUCCCCACCACCAGGAGCAUCCCCGCUUCCAUAUGGGGAGGUCCCAAGGCGAUGAUGAUACGGAUGAGGACAACAUGGGAGAAACUGCUGGGCUGAGUGACAUAGCAGGGAUGGGCGGCCCAGGCCAGCCCAUGCCUCUCGCCCACCCGGCAAGUAUGCCUAGCGGCGAUGAUGAUGACGACGAUGAUGAUGAAGAGGAUGGCCAGGCUCCCGCUCCUGAAGGGGCGUAUGAUCCAGCGGACUACGAGCACCUGAGCGUCACUCCAGAGAUCUCAGAGCUGUUUUCAUAUAUCACCCGCUACACGCCCCAGGCCAUCGAGCUGGAGCACCGUCUGCGGCCAUACAUACCCGACUAUAUCCCAGCAGUGGGCGACAUUGAUGCCUUCAUUAAGAUCCCGCCGCCGGAUGAUAAGGUGUCCAUGGUGGGCCUGGAGGUGCUGGACGAGCCCAGUGCGCGCCAGAGUGACGCCACGGUGCUAGACUUGCAGCUGCGGGCACUUGCUAAGCACACCACCGCUAAGUCUAUGUCAGUGAAGACGGUGGAGAAUGCUGAGAAGAAUGGCAAGGUGAUAGAGAAGUGGGUGCGAGACAUCAGUGAGCUACACAGAAGCAAGCCACCGCCCACUGUCCACUACAGCAAACGCAUGCCGGACAUUGACAGCCUGAUGCAGGAGUGGCCGGGGGAGCUGGAGGAACUGUUCAAGGAGGUUAACCUCCCCACGGCUGCACUUGAACUGGAACUCCCAGACUACGUGGACAUCAUUUGUUCCAUAAUGGACAUUCCGGCAUACAAGAGUCGUGUCCAGUCCCUGCAUGUUCUCUUCACUCUCUACUCGGUUUUCAAGAACUCAGCACACUUCAGACAGCUGGCGGAGGAAAACUACAUAGACAACGAAGACUCAACUGCCGACCAGCUUCUCCUGCAGUGAUGGGGCUGCCUGGAGGGAAGUGUCGUGUUAAGUACCUAUUGACAUUUACGUAGAAACAAGUAGUGGACAUUUGAUCAUCCCUCUAUGCGUGUAUUCAGAGAGAGCAAUGAAUGAACACUAUGCAUACAUACAUAGGUAGAUACAUACCUACAUGGAUAAUUAUUGAUAACAUUGAGAUUUAUUAAAGCAUCAUAAAGAGAUUAGAGAAAUGCGACUAAAGACUAGCAAACUUGAUUGUCCUAACUGAAAGUGCUCUGGGAAAUGCAUAGAUAGAUAGAUAAAUAGAUAGAUAGAUAGACAGAUAGACUGUUUGUUGACAGGAGCAAACAAUACAUGAACAGAAAGUGAGUGGCACAUUGUUUAACUGGCAAAAGGAGGGGGUGUGUUUUUCUAAGGGAUUUAAGCAAAAAAAAAAAAAAAUAAAUAAAUAAAUAAAUAAAUAAAUAAAUAAAUAAAUAAAUAAAUAAAUAAAAGCAACCUUAUCGUGGGGCCCUUCAUGUGUGUGUUUAGUGAAUGGCAAGUCAGUUUAUAUAUGCAUGGCAGCUGAGAACAAAACUUAUAAUGGGAAAAUAUAUGAAGUGAAACUUUUUCUUAUGUUCUUUUUAGGAUUGCCUGAGGGAAAGUGUUUAUAAGUAAUCAGUUGUGUCAUUAUGCAUACUGAGAAUACUUAUGAUGGCGAGAAAUGAGAAGUUAAGUAUUUCUCAUAUCAUUUUUGGAUCACAGCAGAGACAGCGUUUAUAAAUUAUUGGUAGUGUGCGUGGUGGUGCAGCCACUUCAUGGGAGUGCGCAUCAGGCCUUCAUCUGUCAUCUCCUGUCUGCUUUUUGCCGUGUAUCAGCACCACAGCACCACCACAUAGAAGCCUGCUAUGUGUGCUACUGAACCCACUGCAAAUAUAGAUUACCACGUGUGUGACUUAUAUUAAACAAUUUACUGUAAAACGCCACAGGUAUUGUGUCCCUAACACUGUCUUAUGCAUGUAUGUAUUUAUGAUGAUUAAAAAUUUACAUUACAGUAAAGA